UAUUAUCUUGUGGUAAUAAAAAAUUAUGUACUACCUUAUUUCAUACAACUAAGUCAUACUGUUUGUUAUUAUGAUGGGGUGUAAGAAACUAGAGUCUUGACCUACAUAUUUCCGAAAUCAGCUGCGUUAACGUCACAACGACUCCUUGAUCGCAAUCGAACUACACAUUGUGGACUUUAGUCCCGUCAACGUCUUCGCGAAAAAGUGCUAAUAUUUUGAACAAAACCAAUCUUUGGGUAAGAAAAAGUACUCAAGCUAGGAGUUCGACUGGAAUAUAUGCAGACAGAACCAUAGUUUCACUUUACAAGCACAGCUGAUUUCACUGAUCUGAAUUUUCACAACCAAAGAUUGAAGGAUGUCGUCUCCUAGUCCAGGAAAGAAAAGAAUGGACACAGAUGUUGUCAAAUUAAUCGAGAGUAAGUACGAAGUGACAAUACUAGGUGGUUUAAACGAGCUUAUGGUAAAAUUCUUUGGACCUCCAGAAACUCCAUACGAGGGUGGGAUUUGGAAGGUUCGUGUUGAUCUUCCCGAACGAUAUCCUUUCAAAUCUCCGUCGAUUGGAUUCAUGAACAAAAUAUUUCACCCGAAUAUUGAUGAAGCAUCUGGUACAGUUUGUCUUGAUGUCAUAAACCAACAAUGGUCUGCUCUUUAUGACUUAACCAAUAUUUUUGAGUCUUUCUUGCCACAGCUUUUAGCAUAUCCAAAUCCUACAGAUCCACUUAAUAGCGAUGCUGCUUCUUUGUUUAUGUUCAAACCCUCAGAGUAUGUCACAAAAGUAAAAGAAUAUGUCCAACGUUUCGCAAGUGAGGAAGCUUUAAAAGCUGAAGAGAAUAGAGAAGCUGAGUCUAGUUCCUCAGAUGGUGAAAGCUCCAUGUCAGACUACACGGAUGAUAUGGCUAGAGAUAUGGAGCUAUGAUACUAUCUUUUGUAGGAGUGGAAAUGCACUAAGAUUGGUCUAUGCUCGCUACCGCUCUGCUUUCAUGCCACAAAUUAUAAUUUCAAAAGUAAAACAAUAAUUAUCAUUACUAUUAUUAUUAGUUACUGCUAUCACUUAUUAUUGUAUUGGUAGUUUAAAAGAUGACACUAUCCUCUAUUGGUUCCUCUUCGGACUUCUCUUAACCUUUGUUAUUAAUAUUAUUAUUUUCUUAUCAAUCUUUGUGUGGUUAGUGUUCAAUGUUUGUUGAUAACUGAUUGAUUGGUCAUUAAACUAGUGAACAACAACUUCGUGGUCUCUUAUAUUCUGCACUAUCGUAUAUAUAUAUGUAUAUAUAUAUAUAUAUAUAUAUAUA
Molecule: messenger RNA, 1289 nt
Organism: Schistosoma mattheei
Lineage: Eukaryota; Metazoa; Platyhelminthes; Trematoda; Strigeidida; Schistosomatidae
Source: the annotation of a GenBank genome assembly